AUUGAAAAGAAAUUCAGGGCAUGUUACAUACUGUACAAGAUACUGAAGGCAUUUCUUCUAGAUGUAUUGGUUAAGUCGAAGUUUCGUCCAACCACACGAUGUCGCAAGAGGUGCGUUUACCUCAAAAUGAGACAAGGGCUUUUAACUGCUACAAAGUAGCAAAUGUAGUUUUAUUAUUAUUGUCGAGAGUUAGCCCAUUUUACAUCAUCCACAAUCUCUACGUGCAUAGAUUUAACCAGGCACGUAGCUUUAAGAUGCAUUUUUAAAUCUUAAUGCAAGUAAUAUCUAGUUCAAGUUUAUCACCAUCUUUGUUCAUGUACACAUGCUUUGCCAUAAAAAAAACGUAAUUGCUAAUUUGGUCAAACAAAGCUCUUCAGCACGUCACAGCAUUAGGAAGUGAGAAAUGAAACAAGUCCCUUUAAGAAAAGUCUGCUCACUCGAGGCCAUUCAAUUAUUUAUUAUUACGUGGGGAGGACACGAAUGUAUAAAAUAGCAAGCUCAGUAAAAAACACAUUUGCAUUAAACAUAAAUGGUUGUGUUGAGCUCAAAUUGCGCAACGAACUUUGACUCUUUCUUUGUUUGUUUUAAAGAAACACAACUAUGUACAGAGCGCCUCCCCCAGACAGAUAACCUUUUGUCUUUCACUGAGACGGGCGGUCCUUGCUUUCAUAUGAAAUGUUGCACUUUUCCAUAUUCAAUGUAAUAGCAAGGCAACGUCUUGUUAAUAGCAACGAUCUUUAACGAAACUGACUCUAGGACGUCAUGCGUCUGCGGUUUUCAAUGUUUUGUAAAACAGCGAUUUCCUGUUAAUAUACAACUGAGUGUCAUCGGCAGUACUCCUGCCAUCAUGAGCAACCCAAGAAGACCGAGCGGUGCCCGCGCAAAAGAUCCUGUUCCACCUGUCAACAAAGCUCAAACAAAAGGCAAAGGAAAGAGUCAAGAACAGAGGGGUCCUUAUAAUAGAGAUAGAAACAGCGAACCCACAGAGAGCCCCGCGGACACCCCCAACGGAAGAGCGCACACACGGAGAAGCGGCAGGGAAAAGCGGACUGAAAGUCAAGACAGCCUUGCCAGGAGUACGUCCGAUAGAAAAAAAGCCGCACCAUUAAGACAAACAAACGGCAACACACAGAGUAAAAAACAAAAAGACUGUGAGAGAGAUGAAGCUUUACAGACGUCAGAAAGCAAAACUGAAGAUCUGCGCACAACAGAAGAGAAAAACGAAAGAGCGCGCAAAUCUGCUCCCAGUAAAUCCGGCACUUUCGCUGUGGCGCACGCGCCAGUCAAUGACGCACAGAAGAGCGAAAAAAGCGAUAUACAGAGUAAACCGAAGAUAGAAAGUCGAAGCCAAUCUUCUACAAUCGUGUCCGAUAUAAACCCCACAACAAUACAAGCAAACAUUAAGCGACAGAGCAGAAAACAAAAAGAUCGUUCAGACAGUGACAGCGUCAAAGACGCAUCUCCGGAGCUCUCCGACAGGACGUCUCAGGAAAAACGCAAACCAAAACUUACAAAAAAGCAAAAUUCUCAGAACGCAGAGAGCAUGGAAGAGGACACCAGGACGCAUCAGAGUCCCAUCAAAAAUGAACUAGAAAAAGUCCUCCAAGCGACUAUUGAAAAGUUAAAGAUAAAAGCAAUUGAGAGAUCAAACGCGUCCAGAUGUGUUAAUGACAUCACAAAAAAGGUUGUUACACAUCUAAAAAAAAUGAUGACAUGGUGUUGUGAUAUCGAGUCCUUAACAACUGGAAGUUAUUAUGAAAACGUUAAAAUUUGUGAGCCUGAUGAAUUUGAUGUUAUGCUGACUAUUCCUGUGGAAAGGGUGGAUAUCCAUGAGUUCAAUGACAAUGGAGCCUUUUACAGCAUUGCACUGAAACGACAUCCAAAUAAACAUCCUCUGAAUAGUUUUCUAAAUGAGGACAAGACAAUCCGGGCCAGUGAAAUGCUGAAUGAAUUCAGAGAAGGUGUCAAGGAGGCUGUGGAGUCACUGGAAUACGACAUUGUUGUACAGCGCAAGAAGCAAAAGUGUCCCGCAGUGACACUGGAGGUAACUGAAAAUGGAAAAGCGAUUUCCAUUGAUUUUGUUCUUGGGCUUAAGGUUAGCGGCAGUUGGCCGAUUCACACAAAAGGCGGUUUUCAAAUAGAAAAUUGGCUUGGAACCAAGGAGAAAAAAAGUCUGAAGGGCCAACCAUACUACCUGGUACCCAAAUAUGAGGGAAAUGGAAAAGUGGAGCAUGGUGGAGUUGUUGCAAAGGAUGCCUGGCGGAUCUCUUUUUCACAUAUUGAAAAAGACAUUCUGAAACGGCAUGGCCAUUCCAAAACCUGCUGUGAGGUUAAUGGAAAGAAAUGCUGCAGGAAGGAAUGUCUAAAGCUCUUGAAGUAUCUGCUAAGUCAACUCAAAAAGGAGCACUCGGAUAAGAUGUCCAAGUUCUGCUCCUACCAUGCAAAGACAACCUUGCUCCACGCUUGUGCUACAAAGCCAGAAGACAGCGAGUGGGCAUAUGAUCAACUGCCCAACUGCUUCCUGCUGCUUUUGGAUGACUUUGUCAGAUAUUUAAGAAACCAAGAUCUCCGUAACUUUUUUGUCCCAGCCCAAAAUCUCUUGCAUCAGGACAAUCUGCCCAAGAGCAACUGUGAAUUUCUGGUAAAACAAAUUGAAAUCCAAAGAAAACAAAAUUUUCCUAUAUUUAAAUAACUUCUGAUUUUCUAUGAAUUGUAUUGAUCCUCACUUUCACCUUGAAAGUUGUAUUUGAAAAUAAAAUUCAAGAAGUAUCUUUCAAGUUGUUCAAGUUCUUUAU
Triplophysa dalaica is the source of this 2795-nucleotide messenger RNA. RefSeq names its product cyclic GMP-AMP synthase a (gene cgasa). Gene Ontology annotation, molecular function: 2',3'-cyclic GMP-AMP synthase activity; chromatin binding; double-stranded DNA binding. Lineage: Eukaryota; Metazoa; Chordata; Actinopteri; Cypriniformes; Nemacheilidae. The coding region runs from base 848 to 2692 and encodes 614 amino acids. Gene Ontology annotation, biological process: positive regulation of type I interferon production; activation of innate immune response; paracrine signaling. Gene Ontology annotation, cellular component: site of double-strand break; cytosol; nucleus. The record is from RefSeq and is a predicted model, not a curated record. The transcript has 5 exons.